AUGUCGGGUAUUAACAAUACUAUAGAGGAACUACGAGAGAAAGUGCGAGCUCUAACCGCCGAAUUGAGCUCGUACAAGAUUGAGUCGAAAAGUAUGGAUCACUCUACCGUAGUUCAAAAACGACAGAAAAUCGAGAAAAUGAGCGCAGAGGUCGUUGAUUCCAAUCCGUAUAGUCGACUGAUGGCAUUGAAAAGGAUGGGUAUAGUGAAGGACUAUGAAAAAAUUCGAGAGAAAACGGUGGCCGUAGUGGGAGUUGGAGUGGAAUUGGCGAAUAUGAAUCGACUGUUCUAUCAACCCCAUCAGUCUGGUCUUAGUAAAGUUGAAGCAGCGAAAGACACUCUUGUGCAUAUUAACCCGGAUGUGAUGAUUGAAACGCAUAAUUAUAAUAUUACUACGGUGGAAAACUUUAACAAAUUUGUGGACAGAAUACGACAUGGAUCUUUGACGGGUGGAAAAGUGGAUCUUGUAUUGAGCUGCGUAGACAACUUCGAAGCCCGGAUGACCGUUAAUACGGCGUGCAACGAAGAGAAUCAAGUCUGGAUGGAGUCCGGUGUAAGCGAAAAUGCCGUCUCCGGACACAUUCAGUACAUCGAACCUGGUCGAACUGCCUGUUUUGCUUGUGUCCCGCCACUAGUCGUCGCUUCGAACAUAGACGAAAGAACGCUGAAGCGUGAAGGUGUUUGUGCUGCAUCACUUCCAACGACAAUGGCUGUUGUAGCUGGUUUUCUCGUUCAGAAUACUCUGAAGUACCUUUUGAAUUUUGGCGAAGUGUCUAUGUAUGUAGGAUAUAAUGCACUUGUGGACUUCUUCCCUCGACAAGAAAUGAGACCAAAUGAUCAGUGUGAUGAUCGUUUCUGUAGGCAGCGGCAAAAGGAAUAUCAGGCAAAAAAGGCAUCCGAAGCCACUGUCGAGAUACCUGCUACUCAAGAGGCUGGAGAGAUUUGUUCACGGAGGAUUAAUUAUUGGGAAUCUGAACUCGUUGACGAGUCGAAAGUUGAGGAAAAGACUACAACGGUUGGAAAUGGACUGGAAUAUGCGUAUGAGCUUCCCAAAGAAAGCGAAAUUGAGAUCGAGCCCGCAUCAGAAGAACCGUCAGAAACGUCCAAACAGGAUCUGGCUGCUCUUAUGUCUCAGCUAAAGGGCCUAUAG
Molecule: messenger RNA, 1149 nt
Organism: Cooperia oncophora
Lineage: Eukaryota; Metazoa; Nematoda; Chromadorea; Rhabditida; Trichostrongylidae
Source: the annotation of a GenBank genome assembly